CGCUAUGGAGAGGAACGCGAGCACAGAGCCGUUAGAACUCAGCAUCAGACAGAUCGCGACGGUUCCAGACAUUUUACGGGUUUUCGUUCCUUCUUGUUUCUUCACAGUCGCUUGGUGUUGGAGGGUGGGCUUUGAGAUCACAGGAAGAGCUGUAUAGGCAAAGGGAAGAACAGGUUUCUGCUGCUAGAGAGUAUGUAGGAGCUUGCAAAAUCAAAACACGUACUAUCCCAGACACUGAGUGCACAUCCAGGGGGUACAGCUCUAGGAUCUGUACCACACCACACUCCUUUACGGAUACACAGGACUAAGUAGAAGUUCUUCAGAGACUUGGACCAGGGAAUAGUACAUCCGCUUAUAUUUGACUGAAUCAACUCGUAGGAUUCCAUUGUGGUAUAGAACAGUGCUGUAGGGAGAUGAAAACUCAGCGAUCAACACCCUCUAAGCCAACUACAGGACCAAAUGGUUGUUAAUUGUCAAGUUUGAUAAAGUACAAUUACGUUGUUGGUACUCAACUGAAAUAGACCAUAGAAGGAUUGUUAUCCAGACACAGCCCAGCAGGUUGAUAAUCUAGACACAAAAGCACAAUGCCUCGGAGUAUGGGCAUAGUUCUCCAGGCACUAAGGCAGCACAGCUAAAGAUUUGCCUGCUUACGACACCUGUACCAUGACGGGAGAGACUCAGAAUGCUUACCCUAUCAAAGAAUCAGACACUGGUUCCAAAGAGCAGGACAAAAGAGUCUUGCUUGACCAAUUCAGUGAGAGAACAAGAAAGGAGAACAGAGAACACUACAGGAGUGGGGGUUUGUUAAUUAGUGGAACUAAAUUUGCAGCCAAAGAGAAGGAAUACUCUCAGCGUGAAGCCAUAAUCCGGCCACAGCAAACAGGCAAAAUUGACUUUAAAUCCCUGCAAAAUCGACCAAAGUUCUCCAGUGAUGAAAGGACAUGGCCCAGCAACAAAGGAUGCCCUCAUUCUCCUACUGGAAAAAAAACCAGAGAAAAGGGCAAGAAAUCUGGGAAGUCAGAGCGCAGCAAUCCUCAACAGCUGUACAGACUUAGCAUAACAAAUCACCGUUCCAAACCAGCCAUUGGCAUUGCCUAUCCACAGCAGAAGGUUACACCACCGAAGAAGCUUGAGGCCAGUAGGGGACCCAUCUCGGGUAGUUAUAGAUUCCAUGUACCCAGCAUUCCUGAGCGAGAGGCUGAGUUACAGCAGCAAGAGCUCAGCUAUAGUCGAUGUAUCCAGGAGGCCUCCUCAAGCUUUACUUCCACUAACUAUACCUCACAGCCAGCAAGCACAACAGGAAGUGCCUCUGUCCAACACCAUCCAGCCACCACACAGCAGCUGGGGCUUCUCCAGAACAGUAGCAGCAGUAGCACACAGCCAGGCGGUCAGUUACUUCAACCUGAAUUUCAGGUUAAUGGUACCAAUUCUUGGCAGCCUACAGAAAAAACAUUCAGUGGUGUUAACUAUGGAGGUUCCUCUCAUAAAUUAAGUAUUUUUACCGAAGGAAAUAAAUCAAGUCCCAGUUUUGUGCCUUUGCCAUUUCAGUAUGAAUAUUCAUCACUGCAGGAGUCAGCUACUGACCCCUACCCCUGUGACCAGAGCAGUCAUCCCCAGGACUACAUAGACAUUUCAGUGGCAGCAACCCAGAUGAGUCAAAGCCCUUUCAUUCAUUCCUCAGGGGACGGGCAAGAGGAAUCACAAUCUAACAGCCAGACUGAUGUUGAGCAGCCAGAGGGAAGAACGGCUUACCCUCAGCCCCUUCAACAUGCACAGUUCCUACAUUCUCCACAUGGACCACAGCCCUCCUUGCAUUGCUACAAGGGCAGGAAUGAGCACACGUCUGAUAAUGAGAGUUUAAUUUCAAGCUCCAACCAGUUAGAACAGAAAAACAGCUGUCUCAAUGACAAUCCAACCACUUUCAGGGACAACACAGGUGUGACCCUAGUGUCAGUCAGCAAAAGUGUCUGUCCUCCCAAAGACACAGUUCAGAGAAUACUGGCUGAAGGAAACAGUCACCAUGCUAGAAACCUUCAAAAUCUAGACUCCCAAAUGGAGUUAACAAAUAAAGCUUACAACAGCUCAUUAGUUAACACUAUGCAUAUGGGAACAGUACCCUUUGAAAAAAGCAUCCCUUGCAUAACCAAUAAAAAUGUAAGCAAACUGUCACAAACUUGGGAAGGGGAUAAGGUUUCCUCUUCAUUUGACCACAAUUCCUUGUCUUUACACGCCAACCCAAAUGAUAAGAAUCAGUUUAACUGUCAGCCAACUGUUGAACAGAAGCUGCAUGGACCCAAAAACAGAAAAAUGCCUUGGCAACAGAUACAUCUAACAUCAGUUAUGCCGAAACAGAACAGGAUAGAACUAUCAAGGCAGCUGAGCAACCAGAAGCUGACAUUUUUGGCAGCACCCUCAGACUGGCAGGAUGUGAACGAACCACAUAGGAAUGGCUCCCUGAACAGCCCAGACAGCUUUCACAGUAAAACACCUGACGAAAGCUUUACCAAUCAUCAAGAGAGUAUCAAGCAGAACUGUAAUAACACAUCUGUGUUUCCUUAUGAUGCUAAUGCAGAAGUUACCACCUCUCAGGUUUGUGACACUAGGAGUAAGCCUUUUUACUUUGAACAGAAACAAUUGUGCAGAGCAACAUCCAGAACUAACAACCAUGCUCCUUUGCAGGUUCCACCUGUGGGUUUAUCCCCAUGUGAAUCCCCUUUGCAGAAUGCUACUUCAGGCAGUACCUGCUCUUCCCUUUCUCCGACUUCUAACAGCCCUGUCAUCAGUUCUGAAGACACCCAACUUCCCACACGUGGUCCACCCCCUCCAUUUUACCAACAACACCAAGGGAAGAUCUUGACACCAUCAGAUCAUCUUAAUUCAGACUUUCAACACUUUCACACUAACUUGUCAAGGACAUUUCUUAACACCUCAGAGAGAGUCAAAGAAGAUGCAUUGAGCAGCUUGCACAAUAUCAAGUAUAGGUCCACUAUGGACAGCGUUAAGAGUUGUAUGCACAGCAUUCCAGUUGAGCACAAACCCCCUCCAUCAUAUUCAGCACAUCAGCUUCUUGCUAGCUCUUUAGCCACAGCCAAUCUUGACCAGCUGGAUGUUCUUCUAACCUGCAAACAAUGUGAUCAGAAUUUCAAUAAUCUGGCUUCUUUUCUUGAUCAUAAGCAAUACUGUGGAAAUCACACAUUGACUCAUAAAAAUGAAUUUAAAAAUGAGCCAAAGAUGGAGGAUUCAAGAAAAUGUCAGACUGACUCUGCAAAGACCACUGGUACAACUUUCACUUUGUCAAAGUAUCCAUCUGACCUGCAUUUAUCCCUGUUGGGGCUGAACAAGAAUGGAGAACUAAUGUCUGACAGUGAGAUCAAAGGAGAACCAAAGGAUGACUCCUCCAAGCCCAAUGUGUUUAAUGUUACUAGCAACCUUCCUAUUCCAAUUCCUGAUUUGGAGAUGGAUGAUGCUAAACUGGACAGCCUUAUCACAGAAGCCUUAAAUGGUCUGGGAUAUCAAUCAGAUAAUGCAGAGAUUGACAGCAGCUUUAUAGAUGCUUUUGCAGAUGAUGAACUUACUACUGCUAAAGUCACAGGAAGCGUGCAGGUGGUGAAAACUAAAGACUGCAUGAUGUAUGACAGCAGAAGCAAACAUUUAGAUGUCGAUGAUGACAGAUCUCAGUCACAGGGGAAAUGUCUACAGGAGCUUGACAGGGACAGCUUGAAUACUAAAAAUAAAAACAAAACAAGCAUUCUGGAAAAGGUUCAGCAGGAAUCAUUUAUAGACUCUGAACUAAAGGAAAAAGCUUAUGUGAAUCAACUGACUCCUCGGUGUAAACUUAGGGAUGCUUCACCAGAGAAAUCCUUUGAGCAAUUUGGGAUUAGGAAAGAAGGGAGACAUUCAACAGACAGUAGUGCAGAAGCAAGCAAAGAAGAUGCACGAUUUUUCCUAUCCAGUAGGUUCACGGAAAGAUCGACAGUCAAAACUUUCCAGGAAAGCUAUUCCUCAGUCAAAUCAUCUGUUCCUCGAGUCUCUUGUAGUACACGAAACUCUGGGAAAACUGGAGUGAAGGAUUCUAAGAGGAAGAAAGCAGGUGGCGGAACUUGGAGCAAAGAACUAAUCCACAAAAUAGUACAACAGAAGAACAAGCUUCAUAAACUCCAUGCUAAGGCUACCAAAAACCAACAAUUUUCCCUCAUAAUGGAGAAACUUACUCCAUCUGCACAGGACCCAAAGUUUGAGGAGUAUGACUAUGUGUCAGAUUCAGAUGAGGACUGUAGACCCCUGAAGAUGGUAAGUCGUGGUCGACUAGGGCAUAGCCGGCGUUACAAAUAUACGUAUUCAAAGGAAUACAAGGGCGGAGAGAGAAGUAGUAAAUCAAAAUCAAUUCCAUGGAACUGUGAGUCCAAUGAAAGCUUGGAAGUUAAAGUAACAGAGGACAUUUCUCCAUCCACAACAAAACAAAUCUCCAGCUGCAGAGUGAGGAGAAGAAGAAGCAGCAGGUCUUCCACAAGCAGUGAACACAGCACACCAACCAGCAUUUCCUGUGAGAGCGUCUAUAGCCCCAAAAACACAGAUCGCACAGACUCUGACAGUGAAAAAGGGUUGGCAAUGAAGAAAAUUAGCUCCAGCAAUGUAGUACUCAUGGAUUAUUAUGUGCAUGAUGUGUAUGAGACAUCAACAGUGGAGACAUGCAAGGAACCCAAUAAAACAUCAUCACAGUUAUUCUCCAGAAACACUAAGAGAUAUGGCUCUGCUAAGUUUCUCCUUUCUGCUAACUUGAACUCGUGUAGAAUAGGUAUGGAGAAAAAGUCUGAGUUAAACAACACCAUCAAUGGCAACAAAAGCUUUAAAAGGUACAACAGCAUAGGAGUGUCUUCACAGGGAAAGGAGCAACACUGCAGCACUGAUUUAACAGGCAUGGCACAAAGUACUGAACAAUGCUCAAAUCUUCUAAAGGACAGAGUAUUUAAUGACUCGUUUAAAAGCUUGGUCAGUGAUUCCUCCACUUCUGGACCUCACUCUAAAUUGUUGGCAGUAGAAGUAAUGCCAGACACCAACCAAACCAGCAGAACUCAAAAAAAUGACAUCUUUGAUGCUGAGAAGUCAGAGUAUAAAAGUAGUGGUGGAAAAUUUUCUAAUAUUAAUACAGAUUUACUGCCAAAUGCUGAAAAUCCAGAAGUCCGACGCAAAGAAGAGCCUGAAAGAUUUAACUGCCACCUAGAAAAUAAGAGCACAAUACUGAGCACACCUCCUAUGGAGAGGUUGCACAGGCAUCCACCAGAAAUGCAGGACCUUGCUUUACAUAAGGAAAUUGCUAGGUCUGGCCCUACAGAACCAGAUCAGAGCCUGGUAAAGUCACCACUCCAAUUUGACACAUCUUCAUUAUUCGGAGAAAUUACAGCGGCAGGGUUUGACAGUAGCCUCUACACAGAUAUAUCAGUAAACAAUGAAGGCUUUAACUCUUUUGGUACCAGGUCAGAGAAGAAAGAGCUCUUUGAUCCAGCUUUCUCUUCAUAUUUGAGAAACAAAGACUGGAGUCUGAUGACUGACGUGACAUCUAUACUAAGAGAUGAGGGUCCUCAAUUCAAAGACCUUUUUGAAAAGGGAAUCACGAAAAAAACUAACUCUGGUUUGCAGAUGACUCUGCCAGACAAGAUUUUAGACUAUGACACCAAUCCCACUAGUACAGUCUCUGAGGAUGAGCUAGAGAUAAAGAAGAUUGUGUCAGAGCUAGAAAGCAAACUCCAGACCGAGAAGCAGAAUAGUUCUUCAAGUACAAGUGAAGUUUCCAAGCACUUGACAAACAACAAAUCAUCUUCUUUGCAACUGGACCAUGAAGCUGGGAAUAACCAAAGUGGAACAUCAGUCCACAAAACUGUUGAAUGUGCCAAAAUGGUAACAGCUGAUACAAACUUGGUGGACACAUACAUUGAUACAGAUCCUUCUUGGUCCAGUCCAUUUAAUUUUGGGUUGUUGGAAGGACAGCACUGUGUGCACACUCCAAUUCAUGAUCACAGCGGUGCUAAAGAUCCAUCUUCAGCAACUACAGGGGGAGAUGUACAGUCACCUUUAAAGCAAAUAACAGAGGAUGCCGAGGUGCUCAAUAAAUCUUUUGCAGAAAAAUCUGAUGAACUAUUGGACAGUGAAAUGUAUACUGAGAACCUCAUGAAAUGUCUUGAGGUAAUUUCUGACACUGUUCUCAAAAAACCAUGUUUAACUGGUGAGUUAGAGGACUCACAUUUCUCUGAAUUUCUAAACCCAGAGCAGCCAUGCAAAGACAAUACAGCUGUCAGAGAACAUCACAAUGAAAUACAUUUCACUCAAAUUAAUGACGCUGGGAAUCAAAAGCCUCCAAAGCAUGAUGCUAUGCUUUUUCAAUUUGAGAACUCUAUGUGUUUACUGGAUUCAAAAUGUGAACUGUCACCAAACCAGAGAGAUACUACUGGAGGAGUCACAGUAUUUGAAUUAGCAUCCAAAGAGUGUAAAAAUAUAAUGUUCCAAGAGAAUCUUUCUGACACCAAAAAAAGCCAAAUUGACAUAAAUGAAAAAGAAUCAGAACUCAAUGAAUUUCAAUUUAUUGAAGAAAAAAUCAAAGAAAAAAAUGUUAUAUAUGGGGCCUCAGAAAAACUUCAGUCAGAGGAAUAUGAACAAAUCCUUAAAAGCAAAGAGCCUAUUUCUCAGAAACAGCUUCGUAGCCCUAACAAACACAACGAAAAGGAACAUAUCGAAGGUGGCCAUAACACAAUUUUGCGUAUUAGCCACUCUCUGCCUGUCUCCAUUGCAUCAGAGGACAGGAAGAACAACCCCAAAAUCUUAAAAUAUACAGAAGAAACACCUAAAACUUCAGACAACCAACCUAAAACUCUCAUUUCUCCUUCAUGUCAGGAAAUAACACUGGGAUCUGCAGGACAUGACAUUACUGUUUAUGACCUGCUUGAGAAUGACCCACAUGAUAAAAUCAAGGAAACAGUGGUGCAUGAGGAUUUACAAAAGGUUCUCCCCUCCCAUUCAGAAGACUCAGUCCUCCCUGGUUGUGAGUUAACUGUGUCUAAAAUGAAACAUAUGGACAGUGAAAGACCUCUGUUGACUGCUGCAGAGCUUGGUAGUACACUAGCAAAAAUUCAACUUAUUGACUGUGCUUUUGAAAAUAACUCAAAGUCUGAAGUUAUUUCUGAGUUUGGAGACAACCCCCAGCAAGUUCCCUCUAAUGAAAUGAUGACUUCUGUACAUGCUGAAUGCAGAGAGAACAUAUUAAGCAUAGAGGAGAAUGGCACAUCUUGUGAAAAUGCCCUGCCUAGCUUCACACCACAAAACUCUUUGCUCCAUUCUGUUACUGAUCCUGGGGAACUAAAUAAGUGCCAGUCUAAGAGGUUGUGGAACAAUCUUGAAACACUGUCCCUAGCUAGAAAUAACCAUGAAAUUAACAAAAACGAAAAACAGUUAAUUAAGUCCACUGUGACACCAAAUUCUGGGGUACCAGAGUUGUUAAUUGUGGACCUUGAAAUGGCUGAAAAGAAAAACUCUGGGCCUGACUGUGAAGCUUCAAUUCCAUCUGACCUCUCCCUGCUCAGCACAUAUGAACAGCAUGAUUGUUUGAUAAACAAUGAACAGACACUGAAGGCAGAUCUGCCAAAUGAGCAGAAAAGGAAUCAGGAGACCUUAUACAAAUCAAAAGAAACUCCACUGGAUUUUAAAGAAAUGCCUGAAUUAUCACAUCACCUUGAGGAAUGCAAUGAUAUAUCUACUGGUUUACAUGAAAGCACCAAAGUACAGAAUGUCCUCAAGACAUGCCUUAAAGAUAUCCCUGAUCAGUGGCAACUUGGUGCUGCCAUGCCUUUGACUUUCAGCACAUCAAUAAAUUCUGUCAACACAGUACAAAUGGACAAAAACUCAUCAGCAACCACAACAGAGAUUUGUUCACUUGACCCAGCUUUACAAAACAGUAGUACACAAAACAACUCAAAGUGCUCCUGUUCAACACCAUGCUGCCCUUGUGGCAAACAGAGAUGUACUUCUCCCAUUAUGAAUGUUGUAUUGGAAUUAUCAUCCAAAGUGCCUCAUGAUGCAGACCUUUGUCACUCUGCUUUUGAAACUAUUGACUAUACAGACUUACACAGUAGCCUGUUUAAAAAAACAGAGGUAGAAAACUUGGACUUAAAUAUGCACCUAUCUGAAUCUGAUGAAUCCUCCCAAAGACAAAGUCCAUCUACUGAUCAGGAAACUUUCCAAACCUCUUCAGUGUGUCCUGAAGAAGCUUCUGGACUAUCAAGACAUACCAAAUCUUUCAAAUUAAAAGGCGGAACAUGUAAGGGAAUUAAAGCAUAUGCAAAGAGGUUUUAUAGUGACUCAGAAAAUCAGAAUGUAGCCUCAAAAGUAAUAAAGAACGAGAAGGCUUGCAGACAAGGAGCAAUACUGUGUGAAAUUUGUUCUGCAUGUUUUCGGACCCUGCCAGGCCUAAAACGACAUAAAGCAAUGAAACAUGUAACAAAAAAAGAUGGGAGCACAGGCCUGGAAAGUUUAAAUACAAAUUAUCAAGAAAGUGUGCCCAUUUAUAAAAAAACAUUGUUUGUAGAAACAGGAUCUGGAGAUGAUCCUGUAGGCUUGGAAUAUAAGGGCUGUUUACAAAUGAAAAACAAGGAAAACCGUAACAAGCUAUCAUCUGAAGCAAAUGCACCAUUUUACAGAUUCAGUAAAGAGGAGAUUCAAUUGUCCUGUGAAGGAACUAACACAACUCGGUUGAUGAUCCUCGAAGACAAAGAAAAGCAAAGAGUCCUUCCUUCCAUGGCAAGAAUUUCAAAAAGCUGUGAAGUACAGAAAAACAGGAAAGUGGAUACUAACAAGAGUUUGUUAAGUAAAGACAUAAAUCCAGAGCAGUUCUCAGAUGACUUGCUCAAUAUACUAAAAACUGAUAUUUUACAGGCUAUUACACCAAAUUUUUUCACCCCACCUCAACAGUCAUGUAGUAAACAGCAUAAAAAUCAAGAUGAAAAUGAAAAAACACCCAAAGACUUAAAAUUUAAGGCCAAUGCAGAAACAAACACAACUUCAGUGGAUUCUUGUCAAUACAAAGGAUGUGUUGUAAUUAAGGAGAAUGAAACAGUGACUAAUGAGGAGAGCAGAACAGAACCUCUCAGAAUGAUAGACGGAGGUGAAACGGAAAAUAAUGAAAUUUGCAGCAGCACUAGAAGUAACUUUCCUGGCAUUAAAGAAACUAUUGAUCCAAAGGUGAUUUAUGCUGAGAAAAGUGUCAGCACAGAAACAUUUGGAGAAGGUCCUGAUGAGAUUAAAUGUGAGAAAAACUCCUGCUUGACAGAGGCCAUAGAUAGUCACUGCUUUUGUUUUAAAGAUUCCUCACCAAGCACAGUGCAACCAACCCUAGGCCUGGAGGCCUUACUUGAUGAUGAAAACAACUUUUCCCAGUUGUUUCCCAGAGAUGAAGCAAUAAUUAGGAAAAAGUGCACAAGGGUUUAUGGGAAACGGAAUAAAAAGCAGCAGAUCAACCCUAUUCUUCCUGUACCUGAAGCCCAUCCUGCUUCCAGUGUAUCAUUAGAUAAUGAAAAACAUUCAGAGACUCAAGGUAGCACUGAAAUAAUGAUUCAUGUGGAAGAUAGUUGCAAGUAUGAAACUAUAUCAAUGGACCAUGCCAUAAUGUUGGACAUGUGUCACAAAAGCACUUUAAAAAAUGAGUUUGACAAAAUGGUCUACAAAGCAGACAGGUUAGAAGGCCACAAAAGUAGUGUUCUUGAAGAUAGUGAAGGUUUAGGCAUACAGGGUUUCUCAAGUCCAACCAACCUCACUAACUGCAAGGCAGCCAUAAACUGGGGUACAUCCGAUGUCCUGACAGAAACUGUACUGUCAUCUGACACUCAAAUUGCAUUGAAGUCAGAACAUCCAGUUUCAAACUGCCCAAAGAAAUUCUCAGAUCCUGCAAAUCCAAUUUCCAGUGAAAUACAAGAUAUUUCUAACUUUCAUGACAUAGACAUCCAGAAUCUUAACACUAAAUUCCAGCUUCCUGAAAUGUCAUUGUAUGAACCAAGCAAAAACCUUCCACUAGAUGUACAAAUUACAAAUGAGGAUAUGGAGGUCAGUGAUGACAUGAAGUCCACUAAGAAGCCAACAGAACGCAGAGGGCGAAAACGGAUUGAGGGGGGACUCAAGCUCAGGGACAAACAGUACAAGUGCAAAGUGUGUUUCACAUGGUUUCUCACUUUAGGGGAGCUCAACUUCCACAAGCUUUCUCACAAUCCCUCUCCACCCCCUACCUGUUACAUGUGUGUCCAACGCAAAUUCAGCUCCCGGGAGCAGCUGAGAGACCACCUUAGGGAGAAGCAUGCCAAGAAUAAAGCAGGUAUCUGGACCUGUGGCAUGUGUCUUAAGGAAAUUUCAGAUGUGUGGAUGUACAAUGAGCAUCUACGUGAGCAUGCCACACAGUUUGCCCGCAAAGGCCAGACACAGAGCUCAAUUUUAGGCUUGCCAGGCUGCUUUAUGCAAGAGACAGCAGUAAAGAAUUUCAUCACCUCUAUCAUGCAGCACAGACCUACCAAGUGCAGCAAGGGAGAAAAAGGUAAAAUAUUGUCCAAGGAUGCAGGGAAGGCAAUCAAAGAGAAUGUGGAACAGAAGUCAAAGACCAAGGAUGUACAUGAAGCUGAAGACGUGAAAACUGAUGGACAAUCGGAGGAUGAUGGAAAACAGACUACACCCUCACAACCAAAGGUUGUAAAUAAAGCAGAGGGUACACAAAGGAGCAUUGAAAUGCAUCCCAACUGUAAAGAUCCUUCCAGAGACUGCCAUCACUGUGGCAAGCAAUUCCCCAAACCCUUCAAGCUGCAGCGGCACUUAGUGGUGCACAGUUUGCAAAAGAUUUUUCUGUGCCAUAGAUGUCCAAUUUUUUACCAAGAUGCAAAGGAGCUGAAAGAUCAUCUGAAGAGUGUACACAAGGAGAUAGAAGAACAAGACCCCAAGCACACCACACUGUAUACAUGUGAGCUCUGUGCUGAUGUCAUGCAUGUCAUUAAGAAGUCCUUCAUUUGUAGCACCUGUAACUAUACCUUUUCCAAAAAAGAACAAUUUGACCGGCACAUGGAGAAACACCUGACAGAAGGAAAUCAGAUCUUCAAAUUCAGAGGGGUGUUAAGGCCCAAUAAGCUUUCUACUUGCUAUUCCAAUGAUGAAGAAUUUGACUUUUUACCCAACAAGAGGAGAAAAAUAGCUGUAGAAAAUCAUCUGGAUGCCAGUUUUGAAAGUAUUUCUGCUUUGCAGUUUAGUGAAAGUGCAGAGGGAGAGGUACAAAAGUCUGUAGUCACUCCUACAUCAGAUUUAUUUACCAGUAACUCUUUUUCUGAACACAAGGACACCAGCAUAAAAACUGAAGACCGUGUAGAUGACUUCCCUGAGAUCCUCCCUUCAUUUCAGAAGUCACCGCUUUUUGUGACUUCAGACUCUAGAAGCCUUUUUCCUUCAGUGGAAAAAUCGCAGAUGAGUGGAUUUUCUUGCCCUUCUGAAGAGGCUUCCACUAUGGAAACCUGCAGCAUUGAAGAACAGUGUGCCACAUCCCCCUCAGAAAACAAAAUUAAUGCAAAGGAUGUGACUUGCAGCCAAACUGAAAAAGAAGCCAUCAUGUUAUCUGCAAAAGAUCAACAUGAGAAUCAGCCAUCUCUGAAAGACUGUAGCACCACCCAGGAAUAUUCAGAAAGCAGCACCAGUGCAAAACAGCCAUUAUCCAAAGACCUUUCCUUAAUCAACAAGGUAGAUUUAUUUCAGACUUCAGGCUGCACCAAUGUUACCUGUACACCUGAGGGUGCUACUUCUGCCACAGAGUCACCCGUGAUUCAGACCAAAGGCCCUGACCAUGUAGCAAAUGUUACAAAUUCACCUGAGACUGUUAAAGUGUUCAAUUCAACCACUGCAGAGAGGACAUCUCCAGCUGGAUGCCCUAAAGAUUUAUUUGUAGAUACGUGUACAAACCUAAUUUCAGAGGCCUCAAAUUUAGUUAAAGUUGACUCACAUAACUGCAGAGAAAUUAAGCAGAAAUCAGCAGAUUAUGUCACAGACCAAACUGGGGUGGGCAAUAUAAAACAUCAUUCCAGUGACAUACAAAAAACUGAAAGUCAGCAGAAAGUACCAAAGCCCCAGAGUAACACUGAACAAGGCGACAGUCUGGCCAAGGACAAAGUUCUACUGAAGCUUAGUGAAAGAGCUAAACAAGAGUCUGACAGUAGCCUAAAACCUGUCGCAGAGUCCAUGGCACAGAUCAAGCAGAAAAAGAGGAAAGAAAUAAAGGAACAUCAGAACUGUAAGAUGUCCACCACUGCAACAAGAGAGAACUUUGAUGUGGACAUGAGAAACACAAAAAAACUGAGAGUUCAGAGUUCCAAUAAGAAUGAAAGCACUGGCAACCACAAGAAAGGUGAUGCUGGCAAUGACUGUCCUGUGCUUUCAUCUGUGAGGGAUGACUUGGCUACUAACAAAAUAAUUCCCAGGCAAAAAACUGAGGGGCUAAACUCACAGACAAAGAAAAACCUUUUCAACAGCCGUCUCCUAAAAAAGGCUGAAAAUGUACAACAGUUAAAUAGGGAUCUAAAUAGGGAUCAUAAAGGGAAAAAAGGAGUGAUAGGAAGACAUUUGCAACUUCCAUCGUCCAAAACAUCAGUUUCCUCUGUAAACAGUUCCUUGAGUAAGUGCAGAUCCCUUACUGGGAUGAGACCAUUGGAGUCACACACUUUUCGGACAGCAGAGUCACAGAAUCACCUCUUGAACCAACUAUUUGGCCAAAAACUCACCAGCUUUAAGAUUCCUUUAAGGAAAGACACUUCAGAAUCAUUGAACUGAGCAGAGCUAUAGAGGAUGCUGUGAAACAAAAAAUGUGUUAAAAGACAUCAUGGUGCUGAACCAGAGCAAUUUCUUUGUGUAAACUUGCAUGGCUUCCUCUGUGAAAUGUUUUACUUAUAAUUUGUCACUUUCUGCCUGUUAAAUGUCUUCUUAAUCUUUUUUUUUUAUCAUUAAGAUAAAAAAGAUGACUGAAAGUUUGAUCAGCUGACAAAACCAGUUACUUGUGGACAGAGCAUAUCUGUGAAAUUUCUAAUUUUCUGAUGUUGACCAUGUCAAUAGCUCUGUGGGUCUGUAUUGUGUAUAUAAAAAGAAAUGGAAAUGAUACUUGAAAAUGAUUUUUCCAUAGAAAAAUGCAUGAGUUCCACAUUUAUAAAAAGAUAAUGGAAGUUAUGAAGUUAUUACUUGUCAACACAGGACCAAAAGAUGUCCACAAAACAUCUGGGCAAUGUCAGUGCACCUCUUCAAGAGCUCCAGUUAGCAGUUUAUGUAUUCUCUUUUCUUACUGUACUUACAUUCAUUGCAUUAGCUUUUAUAUAAAAAAUACCUGGUGCUAUAUUGUUAUUCUUUAUUAAAAUGUGAAUACAGAUAAGUCUUUAACCCAAGGUAUUAAAUGUGCAAAAGUUACAUUCAUCCAGCUUUUUAACUGGUGGUUUCAACAUGAGAAGAAAAAAUAUUCUUUACUGAAAAUGUUUGUGGGUUCUGAAAAAAGGAAAUUGUUAAAGUCUUCAAUACUGAAACUCAGGUGCAAAAAUUACCAUUCAUGUUACUCAAAAUUGCCCAUGUUAGGAGCCUUUCUUAUGCACUGACGCUACCAUGAGCAACAAAAACAACAAAGUGUCUGUCCUUCAGUUCUGUUUUCUAGACUAAAAAGGUGCUUUAUGAAUAUGUUCAUAUGUAUCUUAUAUUGUAUAAUAUUGUAAGUAGUUAACUUCAAGUGCAAUCCAUAAUGUCAAAGUUUUAUUUUGAUAAUGUAAAACAGGAAAAAAGGGAAUGGAAACUUGACUUGCAAUUCAUUGGUUAAGAAUUAAGUCCUCCAAAGUGCCUCUAUAAAGUUAUUGAAAAUAUUAAAACUGCAUCUCAUGAAUGACUGUUUUGGGACUUGUUUUUUUCUUAACAGUAGGUGAUAUAUUUCCUCAGAGAAACUGCAGAGAACAGUUUGUUAUAUCAAAGAGGGAAAUAGUUCAACAAAUAUUUUGCUAAAACAGUGCUUCUAAAUGUUCCUCCCCUACAUACAUGAAUGCAGCCAGUUCAGUUAUUUUUCUAAUGGGAACUGGACAAAAAAAAAAAAAAAAAAAAAAAAAAA
Scleropages formosus (Asian bonytongue) is the source of this 14131-nucleotide messenger RNA. It is a transcript of the gene znf469, whose product is annotated as zinc finger protein 469. Lineage: Eukaryota; Metazoa; Chordata; Actinopteri; Osteoglossiformes; Osteoglossidae. The record is from RefSeq and is a predicted model, not a curated record. The transcript has 6 exons. Bases 664 to 12828 code for a protein of 4054 amino acids.